Molecule: messenger RNA, 648 nt
Organism: Brassica oleracea var. oleracea
Lineage: Eukaryota; Viridiplantae; Streptophyta; Magnoliopsida; Brassicales; Brassicaceae
Product: putative F-box protein At5g36200
Exons: 2
Coding region: 1-648 (215 amino acids)
Source: RefSeq, a predicted model, not a curated record
AUGGAGAUCAUGGUGUAUGAUUCCAGGGUUAUUUUAGUGAGGGUCAAUCUCCAGGGAGUCCUUAAGGGAAAACAAGGCUUAGUUGAGCUAUCCAAAAAGCUAAUAGGUCAACUUAACCAUAUCAUGGUAUCUGAUGAUGAUGGAUUUUGGUUAUGCCUUCCCAAAAACGGUAUGGUGAAGUCUGAUCCCGUGAGAUUUAGACGUUGUCUUGAUCUGGAUUCUAACUCUCGUAGUGGAGACUCUGUGAUUCUAUCUGCUGUUAGAGAAGAACAACUUGUACUGUUAUUUCAGCACCUGGAUACAUAUGAGAUUGAGAUACGGAUUACAACAAAGAUUGAGGAGGCCAAUGAGGUGAUAUGGAGAAAUUUCUUGAAAGUAGAUGUGAAGCCGUUGGGGUUCAGUGAAACGUUUUGGAAGUUUCUUUGGUAUGGGAGUUUCUUCGUCGACGAGAAAAAGAAAGUGGCAUUGAUUUCUGACAAUCCCUUCAGCAGAGUUUACAUGAUUGGAGAGGAUAAUUACUUUAAAGUAGUGGCUCCCGGAGAAGCUACAUAUUGGAAACAUGUGUGCUCUUAUGUUCCGAGUUCGUCGGUGCAGAUUCGGAAAGGUCCAGUACAUGCACGAGGCAAAAGGAAAAUCCGGGAUUGUUAG